AAGGCAAACACUCAAAAUUAUUAAAAUCCGUUCAUAGCCACGAGCCAACUGUCAUUGGCGCGAUGAAUAUUGAAGCAUGUUUGAGAGAAUGCAGUAAGAUGCACUCGAAUGCGUUGUCGACCAGUGAGCUAUUGAUAGUUUGAGAAAUUUAUUUGCUACUUUUUUUUAAAAUCGCAACGAUGCACGACGCUUACGAGGAAACGUCUAUAUUAAAUAUCACUGUGCAGAUUGAAUCUAUGGCUGCUUAUGAUGACAACUUAUUGAUAGGUACCAGGGAAGGUCAUCUUCUUAUGUACAAUGUCCCAUCGAUAUUCGAUGACAGUCACAAAUUGGAAUUAUUACGACACAGCAAGAACUUUAACAAGAAACGAAUCAAUCAGAUAGAUGUUGUGCCAGAAUACAAUUUACUUAUUAUCCUAACAGAUAAUAUUGUAUGCAUUCAUGAUUUAAAUUCACCAAAUUUUCAACAAAUAUGUCAAUUACCAAAGACUCGUGGUGCUACUCUGUUUACCCUGGAUAUUCAGUCGACUCAGAGCCUGACAGGAGAAAAGAACACAGUGGUACGUUUGUGUGUCGCUGUUAAACGUAAAUUGCAACUGUAUUAUUGGAAGGGAAAGAAGUUCGAGGAAUUUAAAGAUUUUGAAAUAACUGUGCCAGACAUACCUCGUCAAUUAUCAUGGUGUGGCGAAACGUUAAUAUUAGGAUUUCGGGGAUUAUCUUAUACUAUUUUUGAUCUAAAUGGCAAACCUAAGGAACUCUUCCCUACUGGAAAAUCUCCAGAACCCAGUAUUACAAAAUUAUCAGACAAUUCUUUCGUCCUAGGCAAAGAUUCUCAGUCGGUCGUCAUGGAUACAAAAGGAGAAUUGGUUCAACAUAACCCAUUAAAGUGGUCAGAUACACCUAAUGCAAUAGCGUGGGAUGAUCCUUAUUUACUUGGUAUAGUGCAUGACAGAUUGGAAGUGUAUACCUUAGAAGGAUGUCUUCAUAUUCAGACAAUAAAAGAUCUAAAUAAAGCUAGACUUAUAUAUCGAUGUAAACAAGGGAGAGUCUUUGUAGCAUCCAUUAGCCAGAUUUGGUGUGUCAAGGCAGUUGACGUUACUUUGCAAAUUAGAACUUUAUUGGAGCAAAAUCAGUUUCAGUUGGCGCUUAAAUUAACCAGCUUAUCAGCUAUAACAGAUGAGGAGAAAGCCAAACAAACGUAUAAAAUACAGACAUUGUACGCACAUCAUCUGUUUUACAAUAAGCGAUUUCAAGAGGCUAUGGAUUUGUUCUUAAAACUGGGAACCGAUCCAUAUGAAGUGAUUAGAUUGUUUCCAGAUUUAGUUACGCCUUCGACUAGUACUCAUGAACUUAGUGAAUCAGCACCUAAUUUGCCAAAGUUGCAAGAUCACGACUUAGAAAAGGGUUUACGUGCAUUGAUAGUUUUCUUAACUGAGGUCAGGCAUAAGUUAAUGGCAAAAGAUAAAGAACUUAGCAAGGAGAAAAACGGAGUAAAUGGAAAAAAUUUAACCGCGGUUGCUACCGAACAGCUUUUAAAAAUUAUAGAUACUACUCUUUUGAAGUGCUAUCUGCAGACCACUGAUGCUUUGGUGGCGCCUUUACUUAGAUUAAAUCACUGUCACUUGGCAGAAGCUGAGAAAACUUUAUUGAUGCAUCAGAAAUAUCCAGAGCUCAUUAUAUUGUAUCAAACCAAAGGACAACACAAAAAAGCAUUAGAGUUAUUGGAGAAGCAUGCGAAGGAAAACGAUUCUAGUCUAAAAGGUAUUGAGAGAACUAUACAGUAUUUGCAACAUCUUGGUAAGGAUCACAUGGAUUUAAUACUGAAGUUUGCUGGAUGGGUUUUAACUGAGGAUCCUGAGCAAGGCCUUAGAAUAUUUAUGGAAGAUAUACAGGAAGUUGAAAAUUUACCUAGACCAAAGAUAUUGGAUUAUCUCCUAUGUUUCCAUAAAGACUUAGUAAUACAGUAUUUGGAACACGUAGUACACGUUUGGGAAGAUACCAACCCACUGUUUCAUAAUGUCUUGAUACAUCAGUACAAAGAAAAGUGUUUAGCCGCCAUGAAUGCAAAUGCAUCGCCAGCGGAGAAAGAGAUCUUGCAACAUAUUCGACAAAAAUUGCAACAGUUUCUAGAAAAAUCGGCGUAUUAUACGCCGGAAACGAUAUUAGUGCAUUUUCCAUUUGACAGUUUAUUUGAAGAACGCGCGAUUAUACUCGGACGACUCGGUCGUCAUCAGCAAGCUAUCUCGAUAUAUGUUAGUCUUUUAAAUGAUAUACCACGUGCAAUACAGUAUUGUCAAAAUGUAUAUACAAAAUAUCAAAGUAACGAUCGUACGGAGAGGCAAAAACAAAUAAAUAAUGCCGACGAGGUGUAUGUUUUACUGAUUCAGCAAUUAUUAAAACCUAAUAAUGAUGGAAUUUUAAUGGCUGGUUGUAAUCCGGAAAUUCAAAGAACAACACAGCCAGAUUUAGAGAUGGCCCUUCGACUGCUAGAGGAACACGCUUCAAAGAUAAAUCCUAUGAAAGUUCUGGAGGUUCUACCGGAUUCCGUUCCUAUUGGUAGGAUAAAACACUUUCUGGAAGUCAGUUUACAGAAUAACUUGAAUGCAAAACGGAGAACGCAGGUUCUCAAAGGGUUGCUUUACGCGGAACAUUUACAAGUGCAGGAACAACGGAUGCAUUACGAAUCACAGAGUGUCCUCAUGACAGAAUUUAACAUAUGUCCAGUUUGUAAAAAGCGAUUCGGUAACCAAAGUGCUUUUGCGAGAUAUCCGAAUGGCGAUAUAGUGCAUUACUCUUGUCAAGAUCGCAAGUGAUAAAGAUCGCAAGAGAUAAAGGAGUCGCAAAAUUAUAUAUAAGUCAAGUCUUAUAAUAUAUAAGUCUAAGAUUGUAUAUAUCAAAUAUAUGCAUUUUAUAUAACGUGAAUUUCGCAUAUGAAAUUCCAAUAUAUAUAUAUAUAUAUAUUGUUACGCAAAACUCAUGAAUUAUUAAACUUAAAAUUAAAAAUUAUUAAUGAAACUACUUUUCAUAACAAAUUUCUUAAGUCAAUUAUUACGAUUUCUUUUCUGUAUGCUAUAUUCAUUAUAUUCAUUAUAAUUACAAGAAAAAAAAGUGAAAAAAAUAUCGAUUAUACAAAACACGUAAGUAUUUUAUCGACAUAUUUUUACAAAAUUAUUGUGAUUGAACAAUUACAAUAGUAAGAUGUCACAAAAGAUGUUACAAAUAGAUAAAUAAAUAAAAAAAAUUCCAAGAAUA
This is a messenger RNA of Pogonomyrmex barbatus (red harvester ant), 3252 nucleotides long. RefSeq names its product vacuolar protein sorting 39 (gene Vps39). Gene Ontology annotation, molecular function: protein binding. NCBI's taxonomy places the organism in Eukaryota, Metazoa, Arthropoda, Insecta, Hymenoptera, Formicidae. The record is from RefSeq and is a predicted model, not a curated record. Gene Ontology annotation, cellular component: membrane; cytoplasm. Gene Ontology annotation, biological process: intracellular protein transport; autophagy; vesicle-mediated transport.